Messenger RNA from Chrysochloris asiatica (Cape golden mole), 1914 nucleotides. RefSeq names its product carboxypeptidase Z (gene CPZ). The transcript has 10 exons. Lineage: Eukaryota; Metazoa; Chordata; Mammalia; Afrosoricida; Chrysochloridae. The record is from RefSeq and is a predicted model, not a curated record. Bases 1 to 1914 code for a protein of 637 amino acids. Gene Ontology annotation, biological process: proteolysis. Gene Ontology annotation, molecular function: protein binding; metallocarboxypeptidase activity; zinc ion binding.
AUGCGGCCCCCGCUGCCGCAGCUGCUGUUCCUGCUGGUCCUCGCCGCUGCCGCGCCUGGGGGCGAGUCCGUGGACGACCCCGCCGCCACCUGUGUGGACCUGCAGCUGCAUACCUGCAGCGACACCACCUACAACCAGACCACCUUCCCCACCCUGCUGGACCAUCGCUCGAGGGACGCGGUGGAGGCCAGCUCCGAGUAUAUCCUGCUCAGUGUCCUACCCCACCUGCUGGAAGGCCAGUGCAACCCGGACCUGCGGCUGCUGGGCUGCGCCGUGCUGGCCCCUCGGUGCGAGGGUGGCCGGGUGCGCAGGGCCUGCCGGCAUGUCUGCGAGGACCUCCGGGAGACCUGCCUGCCUGCUUUCGACGCCAUCGACAUGGCCUGGCCCUACUUUCUGGAUUGCGCUCGCUACUUCGCUAGUGUCGAGGAGAACUGCUACGACCCCCUGGAGAAGCUGCGUGGUGACCUGGAGACAGAGGACAUGUUGCCAUCCGGCCUGCCACCCACCUUCAUCCAUUUUGCCCACCACUCCUAUGCCCAGAUGGUGCGUAUCCUAAGGAGGACAGCGUCCCGGUGCGCCCACAUCGCUAAGACCUACAGCAUUGGGCGCAGCUUCGACGGCAAGGAACUGCUGGUCAUCGAGUUGUCAGGACGCCCUGGCCAGCACGAGCUGAUGGAGCCCGAAGUGAAGCUUAUUGGCAACAUUCAUGGCAAUGAGGUGGCUGGCCGUGAGAUGCUCAUCUACUUGGCUCAGUACCUGUGCUCCGAGUACUUGUUGGGCAACCCCCGCAUCCAGCGUCUACUCAACACCACCCGCAUCCACUUGUUGCCCUCCAUGAACCCUGAUGGCUACGAGGUGGCGGCUGCCGAGGGUGCAGGCUACAACGGGUGGACGAGUGGGAGGCAGAACUCACAGAACCUGGAUCUGAAUCGCAACUUCCCGGACCUGACCUCCGAGCACUACCGGCUGGCGGGGGUCCGAGGCGCACGCAGUGACCACCUGGCCAUCCCCCAGCAUUACUGGUGGGGUAAGGUGGCCCCUGAGACCAAAGCCGUCAUGAAGUGGAUGAAGGCUAUCCCCUUUUCGCUCUCCGCCAGCCUCCACGGGGGCGACCUGGUGGUGUCUUACCCUUUCGAUUUCUCCAGGCAGCCCGAGGAGGAGAAGAUGUUUUCCCCUACACCCGACGAAAAGAUGUUCAAACUGCUGGCUCGAUCCUACGCCGACGUGCACCCCAUGAUGAUGGAGAAGUCGGAGCACAGGUGUGGGGGGAACUUCCUCAAGAGGGGGAGCAUCAUCAACGGGGCGGACUGGUACAGCUUCACCGGAGGAAUGUCUGACUUCAACUACCUCCACACCAACUGUUUCGAGAUCACGGUGGAGCUGGGCUGCGUGAAGUUUCCGCCUCAGGAGGCACUGUACACGCUCUGGCGGCACAACAAGGAAUCCCUUCUGAGCUUCCUGGAGAUGGUGCACCGCGGCAUCAAAGGCGUGGUCAUGGACAAAUUCGGGAAGCCGGUCAGGAAUGCCCGGGUCAUCGUCAAGGGCAUCCGCCAUGAUGUCACCACAGCCCCUGAUGGUGACUACUGGAGACUGCUGUCCCCAGGGUCUCACAUCGUCAUUGCUCAAGCCCCGGGUUACUCCAAGGUUAUCAAGAAGGUCACCAUCCCUGCCCGCAUGAGGAAGGCCGGCAGGGUGGACUUCAUCCUCCAGCCCCUGAAAGAAGGACCCAAGAAGUUCCUCCCUGGGCCUCGAAGAGGGGGGAUGGGGUCCCAAGACCAGCCGGGAGACAGGGGACAACAGGAAGAGCUCCUGGGGGCACGGAGGCAGCCCCCUGUCAAUGGGGGCAAGCCCUGGUGGUGGUCCUACCUCAGCUCACUGAGCCAGUACAAGCCGCGUUGGCUCCUCAAGUACUAA